AUGGAGGAAACGUUGAAGGAGACGAAGAAGACUUUGUCUGAUGCUAACAUUUCCAAGGAGGAUAUUGAAGAGAUGAGCAAGAAAUUGGCACUUCUGAAGAAGCAAGUUAUCGCUGGAAGAGAAAAGUUGGGAGCUAUUGAGACUAGAAUUUCUAAUGUUACUCAGGCUGUUGACUUUGCGCAGAAGGAUUUGGAACACUUGCAAAAGGAGGCUGAUAAGGUUACCAAGGCAACGAUCGAGUUGGAAGAUAAGGCUAGUAAGAUCAAGGAGGCAGAUGUUUUGGGAGCAUUCAACAUCACCAGAGAAUCUGGAGCCAAAUCGAUGGACGCCCAAAGAAGAACCGAUGCUGCUAUUGGAAAAUUGGCUGCCGCCGAGAAUCAAGCUAUUCGUGCUAGUGAACUUUUGGAGAAGAAUAAGAACGACUUUGAGAAGCAAUACUUGGAGAAUGAAGCAGCUCUCAACGAAGCCGAAACUCUUCUUUCCUCCCUUGAAUCCUACUUGCCACGUCUCAACGAACAAGUCUGUGGAGCUUCUAGCGCCCCUUGUGAUGCUCUUUGUGGAGGACCAGGAUCCUGUGGAUUCUGUGGAGGACAAUCGUGUAUGGAAGGAGCUGUGAGCAAAGCAACUCAGGCAAAGAGCUUUGCUACUGAAGCAGACACUAGACUGGAUGAGAAACAGAAGGAAGCGGAGGAAGUGUUGGCUAUUGUCAGAGAUGUUCUUACGGAGACCACAAAGGCUAAAGCGCAAGCUGAAAAGGCUUAUGAGGUGGCAAAGAACACUGCUCAGCGAGCCAAUAAUUCGAGAGCCGGACUUGACAAGAUUACCGAGGAGAUUGGAGAGUUCUUGAAUGCGCAGAGAAGUACUCCAGACCAAAUUCGCAUGUUGGCUGAGGAAAUUCUAGCUAAAAAGAUUAGUUUGACACCGGAUCAAAUUACUGACUUGACUGGAAAAAUCAGAGAAUCAUUGGCAAAGAUCAAUAACAUUGAUGAGAUUCUCAAUGAGACCAAGAGCAAUAAGACUAUUGCUGCUAAUUUGGAAGCUAGGGCCGUCCAUGCCAAUAAACAAGCGGAAGACCUUCAAAAGGCAAUGGAAGAGAUCCGUGAAGGACUCCAGCUCGCUGAGCAAGCUCACAAAAACGUCACCAUCGUCCUUGAAGAAAUCGACACCAUGCAGAAACAAGCCAGAGAGCACAUUGAAAAGACUCGAAACUCUACUGCUCUUGUUGAGGAGAAGGCUCAGAAUGCCAACACGACAUUGACAGAGUUGGAGAGUGUGAUGAGUGGAGUCAAGGUGGAAUAUCUCCAGAUUUCGGAAUCAGCUAAGAAUGCGUUGACUACUGUAGAUGCCGCGUUGGCAGCUGCUACCAAUGCCGAGGAGAAGAAUAAGCAGAUUCAGUCCGACCUGGAACGUGCGAACGAGUUGCUCGAGAAGCGAAUGGAAGGAAACGUGGCACCACAGCAGAGAGCCGAAAAAUUGAGAGAACGAGCUGGAAAGUUAUUGUACCAGGCACAGAGGCACAACGAUGAUAUUGAUAACUUAUCGAAAGACUCGACCGAAAUGAGACUGGACGACUACGAGGCAAUUCUGGCUGAUCUUCAUGCCCGUCUGCAACGAGUUUCAGACGAUAUCAGUGAGAAGACCGACUUCCAUGCCACGUGUGGAUAA
Messenger RNA from Caenorhabditis briggsae, 1665 nucleotides. Bases 1 to 1665 code for a protein of 554 amino acids. The transcript is spliced from 4 exons. Lineage: Eukaryota; Metazoa; Nematoda; Chromadorea; Rhabditida; Rhabditidae. The record is from RefSeq and is a predicted model, not a curated record.